AUGGCACCUGUUCUUCUCGUGUUGCUUCUCUUCAUCUCCUCCUCCUCCGCUGCUGGUAAGCAUGAAGACCCUACGAGGAAGACGAUGGAGGAAUUCUCGGGGUUUCAAUCUCCGGCCAAUCCUUUCGUAUCCGACUCCUCGAACUCUCUCUUCGUCGACAUUGAGAGCUUACAGCGGCAGGUUUGGAUCCCAAACUACCGCUGACGGAUUCUGGUUCUGGUAUCCAAAGAUUGAAGUGGUCUUUGGCCGUGCGGAUUUUUAUUCAACUCGUAACAUUUGCUCGAAAUUAUCUGUAGAUAGAUGAGCUCUCAACAUUCUCUGAUACACCAGCCCCGACGGUGACCCGCAUCUUGUUCAGCGACAAGGACGUACUGGCUCGAAAGUGAGGCCAUGACUCCCUAUCUUUUGCAUUUUUAUCCUUUUCUUCGAAAUUAAAGGUUCUCAGUUUAUCAGAUUCAUGGAGAUCGAGGUUCAUCCUGUCUCAUAAUGAAAAAUAGAAAAGAAGUAACAGAUCAGUCAUGCUGAUUUUCUGUUCUACCGUUUCAUACGCAUAAUCAAGUAUUUUUUUUGUGUAGUCAAAGAAAAUGAAGAAAGUUUGCAUAAUAAAAACAUACUACGACGAGGAUUUUGUGAACAUGAAUUACCUGGAACAGCACCAUACGUAUGUGAUUGGGAGUAUUCCUUUUCAAUGUUCAGAGAAGCUUCCCCCAUUAACUUGCCAUUCUGUUAAAAAUCGAUAAUGGCUCGAAUGAUAGAAAAUGUGGCUAUUUGGUUACAUAAUUUGAAUGAAAAUUAGUACUCUUUUGUGACAUACCCAUCCAGAUAAUUAUUGGAUUCUUUUAGCUCUCUCUCUCUCUCUCUCUCUCGCUUGCUCGCUCGCUCUCAUUCAUAGCUCAUUGUCAUCUGGGUCAUGGCUGCUUGACUCCAUAAAAAAUUUAUCCAUCAAUUAGUACUUUUAGGGGAAGGUCUGUGUCUGACCAUUUGCUUAUAACUUUUCUUCAUUUAAUUAUUUUUUAUUAUGCAACCUUCACUCUCAGGAUAUUCGCAACAUUACAGUUGCCCUUCCUAUUCGUUAAUGUUUUCCCAGGACCAUUAUUUACGGUUUUCCUUUAAAUAAAUCUCUUUCAGAGCAUCCUUUAUCUCCUCAUGACAAAAACAGUUUGUUUGCCACUGCAGGUACAUAAAAAGCAUCAUGUGCCAGUUGGGUCUAUCCGUUCGUGAGGAUGCUGUUGGAAACAUUUUUGCUCGAUGGUAGGACGGGAGCACUGCUGCUAUCAUCAUCUAUUUUCACGUCUUAUAUCAUCACAUACUCUUCCCUUUGAAUCACGAUGGAUCUAUAACUGCUAAAUUAUGCCUUGUAGAACUGGCUGCAUUGGGAAAAUGCUAUUUACUCGAUUUAAUUAUAUUUUUGGAAUCGGAUUAAAGCUAAAAUUUAGCGGUUCUUCGUUUGGUGAUUGUGAUGAGAAUCUGUAUUCAGGCAUCGUCCUCUGUAUUUAAUGUAUUAAAUUGAACAAUAGUCUUAGUGAAUAAAUAUGGUUUCAUUGCUCGUGAUAUCCUCUACAGGGAAGGAUACGAAGCAGAGCUCCCCGCCGUGGCCACGGGCUCUCAUAUUGAUGCGAUUCCCUAUUCAGGAAAAUAUGAUGGAGUGGUGGGCGUUUUGGGAGCUCUUGAAGCGAUUAGUGUUCUGAAAAGGUCUGUAAAUUUUACAGUUAUUUAAUAGGAAAAGCAAUGUUUGAUGAUGAAACAUCUGGAAUUCUUUAUUCAUUGCGAGCUCAUUUCUGUCUCAGAUUAAUUAUUCCCAUGCGGUUUAAAAUAAUUCAACGAAUUGAUUUAUUCAUUCGGUUUAAGAAAUCAUUUUUUUUCAGAAAAGAAUUCACAUUUUCACUUUUAUUUGAAGGUAAAUAAGGAUUAUUUUAAGAUCACACUGGUCGAUCACAGAUUGAUGAAAUACAUAACAAUAAGUGAUUGAUAUGGCCUAAUUAAAUCAGUUAGUCCAUGUCAAAUAUCUUGGGACAAGAUAGUUCUCCUCUGCAAAAGGAUCAGAUCUUGUAUUUUUGAGAAAAUUCUUGUGCAUUUUUGAGCUAAGACAUUUAUUCCUGUAGAUCUCCAGAAAGGUUGAUACCCAAAGGUGCUCUUUUCACAGGUCUGGAUUUCAGCCCAAGAGAUCACUGGAGGUGAUCUUGUUCACCUCUGAGGAGCCCACGCGCUUUGGGAUCAGCUGCUUGGGAAGGUGAGACCAUCCGAUCACGGCUUCCCUCAGCAAGUAUAUGCUUAAUCACCUCUCCAUGACUUUCUUGAAAUCUGGUAGCCGCCUACUUGUGGGGAGUGAGCAGCUGUCAGAGGGCCUCAAGGAGGCAGUCGAUGGUCAGAACACAUCCUUCCUUGAUGCCGCGAGAUCUGCCGGGUAUGCAGAGGACCAAGAAGACAACCUUUUUAGUAGUGUAUUUCUCAAGAAGGGCCAUUACUUUGCUUUCCUGGAGUUGCACAUAGAGCAGGGUCCCAUUCUGGAAGAGGAAGGUCGGCUUUUCACCAUGCCCAUAAUAAUUUUCCUUAAUCAUCUAGGCCAUCUAGUUAUUUUCGAUAUCUAGGUGUCUCCAUUGGGAUCGUGACCGCCAUUGCUGCCCCUGCGAGCAUCAAGGUUGACUUCGAAGGUGGUGGGGGCCACGCAGGUGCUGUCCUCAUGCCAGCCAGGUAUAUGUUUACAUGUCAAGAAUCUCCCUGACCUUCCAUGAAUCAUCACAUUAUCUUGCUUUCAUUUAAUGGAAUUCAUGUAGAUGAGAUUUGUAUUGUGGUCCUUUUGCAUCAUAACUUCAAUUUUAUUUUUGGAUUCCCUACCGCACAGAAAUGAUGCUGGGUUAGCAGCUGCCGAAUUAGCUCUGGCUGUUGAAAGACACGUUCUGGCUUCUGGAUCAGUGGAUAGCGUUGGUACAAUAGGUACUUUCUUGUGCUGAUUUUUGCAUGAAAUUCAACUUGGGGAUUUUCUCGCUCAUCUUCUCUCUCUCUCUCUCUCUCUCUCUCUCUCUCUCUCUCUCUCUCUCUCUCUCUCUCUCUCUCUCUCUCUCUCUCUCUUCCUCUCUCUCUAGAUAUAUAUACAUAUAUGGAUAUAAAUACAUAUCUAACUGGAUUUUAUCUAAUCUGAAGGAAUCUUGGAGCUACAUCCAGGAGCAGUCAAUAGUAUACCAAGUAAAUCGCAUUUAGAAAUCGGUAUGAUUGGUGUUCUAUCUCGUGGCUAAUCUGGUUUUUGCCAUUUUGGGUUUAUUUUCUGAUUAUUUUUUUUAUCUCAUUAAAGUAUACUCUCGACUUUAUCGAAUUUAAGACCUUAUAUCUUAGGAAUUUCAUAUUGUUAACGUUCAGAUACGCGAGACAUUGAUGAGGAGAGGAGGAAUAAGAUAGUUUCUGGCAUCCACCAGUCUGCUGUUGAGAUUGCUGAAAGACGCAGAGUCAAGCUGUCCUCGUUCAAAAUUGUUAACCAGGAUCCGCCUGCCAGCUCUGAUGAAUUGGUGAUUAAUGCGAUGGAAAUGGUCUCUCAAAAGCUUAAUCUCACCCACAAGUUAAUGAUCAGCAGGGCUUAUCAUGAUUCUUUGUUCAUGGCCAGGUAGAAACAAAAAAAAUUAAAAAAAUACUUUUUUUAGAAAUUAAUCUUGAAGAAUGUUAGUUUUUAAUGAUUAUUUAUUUCUAAAUGACUGUCAUUAUCAUCGUCAUCUUCGUCACAUUAUAAUCCGUGCUAGUUAAUUCUGGUUUGAUCUUGUCUGCAAAUAUUACCUAUUUUCUCUCAUAUUAAAACCUCCUUUUCAUGGGAUAUUUCGAUGGUUGACUAAUGUGACUCAUGGCCUCAAUCUGCAGAAUCUCUCGCAUGGGCAUGAUUUUUAUUCCCUGCUUCAAAGGUUCACACAGAUCUCUGGAGAUGAUUUCCUUCCAAAACUAGAAACUUCCUAUGCCAUGAACCUCAAGCCUUACUUUUGCUUGUAACGGCUGUUGAUGCAGGUUUCAGCCAUAAACCUGAAGAGUAUGCUUCCCCCGUUGACAUUGCUAACGGGGUCAAGGUACUGGCUUUGACCCUGGCCAAGCUAUCUCUGGAGUAG
This is a messenger RNA of Spirodela intermedia, 4082 nucleotides long. Lineage: Eukaryota; Viridiplantae; Streptophyta; Magnoliopsida; Alismatales; Araceae. The record is from the annotation of a GenBank genome assembly.